Messenger RNA from Strongyloides ratti, 4284 nucleotides. RefSeq names its product Biotin--protein ligase. The record is from RefSeq and is a predicted model, not a curated record. The transcript is spliced from 4 exons. The coding region runs from base 1 to 4284 and encodes 1427 amino acids. NCBI's taxonomy places the organism in Eukaryota, Metazoa, Nematoda, Chromadorea, Rhabditida, Strongyloididae. Gene Ontology annotation, cellular component: cytoplasm. Gene Ontology annotation, biological process: protein modification process. Gene Ontology annotation, molecular function: biotin--[biotin carboxyl-carrier protein] ligase activity.
AUGUUAUUUUUUGCAUGGUCACUUGUAUUAUCUGCAUUUAAUUAUGCUAGAAAACAAAGAAUUAUUUCUAUAUUAUCAAAACAUUUUCUAUCUCCAUUGGCAUUUCAAAAAACGAUUAUUUGUAUACGCCAUAAACAACCAGGAAUAAAAGAAGUAAAUUCAAAUUAUGAUAACAGUUUUAUCAAAUCUAAUGAUACUAUUUCAUCACAAACUAAUAUUAGUAAGAAAGAUGAUAUUAUUUUGGAAGAUUUUAAAAAUUUAACACCAGAUAAUAAAAUAUUAGAUGAAAAUUUAGUAAAAUCUCCACAACUGGAUAGUAAAAAUUUAACUGAUUAUAGUUUAGAUUUUUCAUAUAAAAUGAUUAAAAAAAUAUCUAAUCAAAGUAGUUUAGUAGAGAAAGCCCAAAGUGAGCAAAUGUUACAUAAAUGGGAUAAUGAUGAAAAUGUGUUAUAUUCUAAAGACAAUCUUGAAAUUAUAACUCAAACAGAGCCAUAUAAAUUAUAUGAAAGUGAGUGGGAUAUUAUUGACAAAAAAAGAAAUAAUUUAAUAGAUAUUUUAAAAGAUUCAAUAUCAAAUCCUGAUCCAAUUGUAAUAUUUAUAACUCACCUUCAACCAGUAUCUUAUUCAAAUAUGGAAUUAUUAAAAAAAGUUUUUGGUGAUGUUGUUGAUGCUACUAUUGAAUCAAGAAUAAAAGAAAAAAUGGAGAAUGCUUUACCACCAUUAGAUUUAGAUAGUGAAAUUAUUUAUAAUUUACCUCCACUUUUAUUAGACAAUUUUUGUAAAAGAAUUGCAAUAAGAAAAACAGAUUCAAAUGAUAUUAUAUUUAAAUGUAACUUAGAUACAUUUUAUAAUAUUGUAUACUAUUGGUCGGAAAGUGCUUUAUAUUCAGCACAUGAUUUAUCAUUUGUAGACAGUAUUACAUGUAUUAGUCCAUCAUAUGUAGAAAUUUUAUCAGAUAUCGAUGCAAAUUGUCCCAUUUUAUUACAACCAUCCUUAUUAGCACGUGGAAGUAAUUUACAAUCUUCAUUAUCAUCAUCGCUUGUAUCAUUAAAUAAUUCAGUAUCAUCAUUACCAUUAAAUAAUAGUGAUCUUCCAUUAUUAGAACUUUUAUAUAUAUUAGAUCAACAAAAUCCAACAGAAAAUUAUGGCAAAACAUCAACAUUACCUAGUAAUUUAAGAAGACGUCGUGGAAAAUCUGAAUGUUUAUCUAACAAAUAUUCAUAUUGUUCAGAUUCUAGUCUUUAUAAUAAUAUAAAUACUUUAAAUAAUUACGGUAAUGAAAAGUCAACAAAAGAACAAAAUUAUUUAGAAAGAAUAAAUUAUAAUAGAACAAAUAACUUAAAUUCUCAACCAAUAUCAGUAAUUAGUCCAUAUGGUUCAUUACGUUCUUUACGUGAAUCAUCUAAUUACAAUAAAAAAAUAGCUUCUACAUACCGUCCUCCAUUACCAUCAACAUCAUAUAAUAAAGAUAUUAAAAAUAAAGACGAAAAAACAAAUUUUAAAAUUCCACAUAAUUUACUUUGGGGUCAUACAUCAAGAUUUUCUGGAUUCAAUAAUAAUUUUUAUAAUUUUAUAUCAAAUACUCCAAAUUUUUCUAAUGAUCAAAUAAGAUCUUUAGGAUAUACAUCUGGUAGUCAUUACCUUGAAAAAAAUUAUAUUUUUUCAGAUUCUGAAGCUAAAAAAAUUAACCAACAUUGUCUAGACAAAAAAAAUUCAACAAAUGAAAAAGAACUAGUUUAUAGAAAUUCUCUUAUAUGUUAUCCAUACAAAUUUCGAUAUCGUUCUUUCUCAGAGUCUGAAGAUAAUUAUGAUAAUAUAAAGGACAAUAAAAAUAUUAUAAAUCCAUUAAAUGAAAAAUUAACAAUGUCCUUGGAAGAUGAAAAAUUAAUUGGACAUUUUAGUACAAAAUAUCCCUUUUGUAAGAGUGACCUUUCUGAUACAAUUCCUUCUGGAAAAUCAUUAUCUAUUUAUACUUAUCAAUAUUUUAAUAAGUAUAAAAAAAAUCUCAUACAAAUUAGAAAUCGCAAAUCACGUUCUUGUCUUCCAGACGACCGUCAAUCUUAUUCAAUAAAUGAUAUAAAAGAGAAUCGAGAUAUUCUUAUUCAUGAUAACAAUAAAAUUUUUAAAAAUUAUUUUAAAAAUAUGUUUGCUGAAAAUCAUUUUAAUAUUAUUGAAAAGUUUAAUAGUAAUAAUACUAAACAAGAUAAUUUUAAUAAAAUGAAAUUUUGUUCUACUAUUUCUAAAACUACUCAAAAUAUUUCAAAUGAAUCUAAUACAUUACCAAUAAGUAAAGAUUUAACAAAAAAUAAAGAAGAAUGCGUUGAAAGACGACGUUCAUUAAGUCCAAGAUUUCUUAGUGAUAAUUGUUCAUCUAUAAGAGAUUUUAUCACUAAUCAAAUAUCAUCUACAACAACAAAAUCAAAUUUAAGAAGAUAUUCAUACACACCAUCAAAAGUAUCACUUGAUAUUUUAACACCACCUUUAUCUUUAAAAUUAGGAGAAUCAUCUGGAUUUGUAAAAUCAGUUCUUCGUAUGGAUCGUUCAAACAAUGCUUUAUGUUAUCCGUUAGUUGCUUCAAAUAAUUUUAUAAAUGGCAAGCCACCAAAAAUAUUGAUUUUUACAGGAAAAGAUUAUAAAUUAUUUUUUAAAGUUAAAGAAACAAUUGGAAAACUUGUUACUGUUGAUUAUUACACUAUACAUCAAUUACCAUUUGAUAAAUUAAAAACUGAUUUAUGGAUGGAACCAUCAACAGCAUUACUGAUUAUAUGUGAUACUUAUUCAUUAGAUAAUGAAUGUUGGGCAAAACUUCAAAUAUAUUUUUCCAAUAAUGGAAGAGUAAUAUUUUUAUGUCAAAAUUCUAUUUUAGAUAAUUUUAAAUGUACUAAAAAAUGGUCUACAAAAGAUAGUUGGAUUAAAAAACUUUUUAAUGGAAAAAAAACAAGUAAAGGUAUAAAUAAAGAAUUUAAUAAUUUUUUAAAAAAAUGUCAUAGACAUUUUAAACAUAAUGAAGAUAUUAAUGAAAAAUUUAAUGCAUUUGAUUCAUCAAGUGGUACUAAUUAUUCAAUAAAUUUUAAAAAAGAAAAAAAUGCUCCAUUAUUAUUAUUCUUAGAGGGUAGUGGAAGUAAUGCACUUGCAUUAUUUAGUGAUGCAAGUACAGAAGAAAUUAUUACAUCAAGAUUUUUUGAUGAUGUUAAAGAUAUAUUAAAAAAAACUGGAAUUAAAAUGAAUAAUACAAAUGAAUUAAGUAAUGAUAUGAAAAUGUUAACAAUAGGAAAUUUAUUAUUAAAAGAUGACAAUGAUUUACAAGAAUUUGAAGAAUUAAAAUUUUUAGAAGAUUAUGGUAACAAUCCAAUUAUAACAUUUUAUCCAUAUCAUUAUAAUUUUACAAAAAUAAGAACUACUAAUAGAUAUUUUCAAUCUAUUCAACAUGUACCAAAAGGUAUAAUAAUAAGAGAUUUUGAUGUUGAUGGAUAUUUUAAACAUCUUAAAACUAAAACAUUAGGACAUAAAAUGAUUCAUAUUGAUACAUGUGAAUCAAUUAUUAAAAUAUCAAAUAGUCUCACAUAUUCCUUACCAACAUAUGAUGGUAUUGUUGUUAUAGGAAAUACACAAACAUAUGGUAAAAUUAAUGGUGAUAAUCAAUGGAUAUCACCAAAAGGUUGUGCAUUGUUUUCAUUUGAUUUCAAUGUACCAAUUGAUUCAAGAAUUGGAUCAAAAGUAACAUUUCUUCAACAUAUUCUAGGUUUAUCAAUAAUUGAUAGUAUAAAAAAUUUAACACAAAUACCAGAUUUUCCUAUACAAGUUAAAUGGCCAAAUGGUAUUUAUUAUGAUAAAAAAGUUAAAAUAGGAUAUGUUAGAAUGAAAUGUUCAGUAUAUGGAAAUGUUUAUAAAUGUAUUAUUAGUGGUGGUAUAAAUAUAGAUAAUUCAAAACCAACAACAUGUAUAAAUGAUUUAUUACCAAAUUAUAAAGAUCCCAAAUUAAGUGUACCAAUUGUAAUAGCUGAAAUAUUAAAUAAUUUUGAAAAAUAUUCAAAAAAUUUUGAAAGAAAAGGAUGUGAACAAUUUAUUGGAAAUUAUAUUAAAUAUUGGAUGCAUAAUAAUGAAGAUAUUUAUGUUGAUAUUGAAGAUUUACAAUUAAUAAAUGUACCAUGUAUUGUAUGUGGUUUAGAUAACGAUGGUUUUCUAAUAGCUAAAGAAAAAGCAACAAAAAGAAUAGUAAAAGUUUAUGACACUGGAAAAAUGUAUGAAAAUUUAAAAGGACGUACAAAAGGUUAUGAAAUUUAA